Messenger RNA from Indicator indicator, 719 nucleotides. RefSeq names its product peptidylprolyl isomerase B (gene PPIB). The record is from RefSeq and is a predicted model, not a curated record. The transcript is spliced from 5 exons. Lineage: Eukaryota; Metazoa; Chordata; Aves; Piciformes; Indicatoridae. Gene Ontology annotation, cellular component: intracellular membrane-bounded organelle. The coding region runs from base 1 to 672 and encodes 223 amino acids. Gene Ontology annotation, molecular function: peptidyl-prolyl cis-trans isomerase activity. Gene Ontology annotation, biological process: protein peptidyl-prolyl isomerization; protein folding.
AUGCAGGCGGUGCGGCGAGCGCUGUGGCCGGGCUGCGAGCGGCGGAGGAUGAAGGUGCUGGUGGCGGCGGCGGCGCUGGGCGCUGCUCUCUUGCUCCUGCUGCCCGCCGCGUCGCGGGCCGACGAGCGCAAGAAGGGACCCAAGGUCACCGCCAAGGUGUUCUUCGACCUGCGGAUCGGUGAGGAGGACGUGGGCCGUGUGGUCAUUGGGCUCUUUGGCAAGACAGUGCCGAAGACAGUGGAGAACUUCAUGGCAUUGGCCACUGGAGAGAAAGGAUUUGGCUUCAAGGGCAGCAAAUUCCACCGCGUGAUCAAGGACUUCAUGAUCCAAGGAGGAGACUUCACUCGUGGUGAUGGCACUGGAGGCAAGAGCAUCUACGGGGACCGGUUCCCGGAUGAGAACUUCAAGCUGAAGCACUACGGCCCGGGCUGGGUCAGCAUGGCCAAUGCCGGCAAGGACACCAACGGCUCCCAGUUCUUCAUCACCACCGUCAAGACCCCCUGGCUGGACGGCAAGCACGUGGUGUUCGGCAAAGUGCUGGAGGGCAUGGAGGUGGUGCGGAAGGUGGAGAGCACCAAGACAGACAGCAGGGACAAGCCCCUGAAGGACGUCACUGUCACCGACUGUGGCACCAUCGAGGUGGAGAAGCCUUUCGCCAUCGCCAAGGAGUGACCUCCCCGGGGCCUGGCACCGCAGGCACGACGCUGCCCCCCUGGCAG